This is a messenger RNA of Prunus dulcis (almond), 1038 nucleotides long. Its product is annotated as receptor-like protein EIX2. Gene Ontology annotation, molecular function: protein binding. The record is from RefSeq and is a predicted model, not a curated record. The coding region runs from base 1 to 1038 and encodes 345 amino acids. Lineage: Eukaryota; Viridiplantae; Streptophyta; Magnoliopsida; Rosales; Rosaceae. The transcript has a single exon.
AUGUUAAAAAGUUUGCAGUAUUUGUACCUCUCUGAUAAUCAAAUGAACGGGUCCAUUCCACGAAGUCUAGGACAACUCUCCGAGCUAAUUCGCCUCGAUCUGUUUUGGAAUUCUUGGGAAGGCAAUAUAACGGAAGCCCAUUUCAUUAAUCUCACCAACUUGAAAAGGUUUUCAAUAGGCCCCGAUUUAGAUGACAUAGAGAAGCCCAUGUCCCUCGUUUUCAACGUGUCUUAUGAUUGGGUUCCUCCUUUCAAGCUCCUCCAAAUUGUUAUUACCAACUGCAACGUAGGUCCUAGUUUUGGUGUAUGGCUUCAAUCUCAGACUGAACUGGCAGAUGUCUUUCUUUGUAGAACUGGAAUAUCAGAUUCUAUACCAGAGCAAUGGUUGUUGAAGCUAUCUUCCCAACUUGAACAUUUGGAUUUAUCUUACAACCAAUUUCGAGGUAGGCUUUCAUCCAACAAAUUGAUGAGAUUUCCAAAUUUAAGAAUAAUAAGUUUGGAUCAUAAUCAAUUUGAGGGCCCACUCCCACUUUGGUCCACUAAUGCCACCAUCCUUGAUCUCGAAAGCAAUUUAUUUUCUGGGCCAAUCCCCUCUAAUUUUGACAAGCUGAUGCCCGAAUUGAAAGAAUUGUAUCUUUCGGAGAAUCAUUUGAAUGGAACUUUUCCACCUUCUAUUUGCAACAUGCAAGACCUGACAAUCAUUUCCCUGAGGAGCAAUCAUUUUUUCGGAGAAUUCCCUGACACAUGGAGUUCAGAGAGCCAUAUACGGAUUGUAGAUGUUGCCUACAACAAUCUCUUUGGUAAUAUUCCCACUUCAAUGGGAGUAUUAAAUUCUCUUGAAAUAUUGAAGCUCAACAACAACAAUUUUGGCAGUAAGAUUCCCGAUUCUUUGCACAAUUGCUCUGUUUUAAAAAGUAUCGAUCUUGGAGACAACAAAUUAUUUGGGAGCAUACCUCCAUGGAUAGGAGGAUCAAAUGUAUCCAUGUUCUACAUGCUACGAUUGCGAUUGAACUUUUUUACUGGACAUUUUCCCAAAUAA